Paralichthys olivaceus (Japanese flounder) is the source of this 2246-nucleotide messenger RNA. The record is from RefSeq and is a predicted model, not a curated record. NCBI's taxonomy places the organism in Eukaryota, Metazoa, Chordata, Actinopteri, Pleuronectiformes, Paralichthyidae.
GCCGACAGGUGGAAAUGUACGGAUAAUGGCGGGACGUUGAGUUAAUCUGGACUGGAACGAGACUCGUGUUGCAACAUGCGUGUCUCAGAAGACUCAUGGACUUUGCAGGGAUCAGCAGUGAGUCAUGGUGAAAAACUUCCCUCCCUCCUCCCUCUCCCUCCUCCCUGAAGCCCCACUUCCACCAUAAAGUCUGUUUGCGGGGUCUCGCUCACUGACGGACAGCACGGGAGCUUCUGUUGGACCAAUUACCGGGCCCGUCUGUGCGCGCUGCCCCGCUGAGGGGUGUUUACUGGGCGGCCUCUGAGAGUCAGUCAGCCCGAUAGACAGAUCCGCAGACAGACCGUUGCAGCACCGACACAGCAACACACACCGACAAGAUCGCAAUGGGCUCGUCUUGGCCUUUAGUCUGUCCCACCGUGCUGCUCUGGGUUUUACUGAGCUCAGCAUCCACAGGCUUCGUUGAGCAGCGUGAAGUCACUUUUGACCUUGACCAAAAAGGAAUGGAAGAAGCCCUUCUGCAGAAAGAGGUGGAUUGGGCAGAAUUCUUCGAUCCCAAAGGGGGUUCCAGACCAGGACCAAGAGGACAUCAACCAAAUGUUCAGCCCCGUUCCUUUGGUGGCCUGCCUAUUCUGAACUACCCUGUUCAGUUUCCCCUCAGCCGCCCGACCCUUGAGAAUCUCCAAGCCAUCUGUCUCCACGGAAACCAUCGUCCUCGCUACCCAGUCUCUUACUUUCCUGCCUCUGGUUAUGGUCAGCAGAGGAGAAGGGCCAAAGCGGUCAACAAGGCAGAGUCCUGGUUUAGCACAUGCUGCGCAGGGAACCAGACAUGGGCGAGGGAAGUGACUCUGUGUUGCGCCACACAGGCAUGGGAGCUUUCAGUCAAAUCCUUCUGUAAGGAAGACUCAUCGGUGAAGGAUCGUUUGUAUCAAUGCUGCAGACAAAGAGGCAGAGAGUUGUUCAAUUGCUUCAACAAUGACUCUCCAAACCCAAACUACGAACCAACAGAGGAGAUCCCAGUGCAACUGCUGCCCUCUACUGCCAACUUCACUUUUGACCCCAAAACUUGCCCGAGCCUCUUACUUUACAGGACAAUGAUUACUCCACACAGUGUCAGAGGAAAGAAGAAGAUGACACCAUCUACAUCACAGAAAGUGGACAUCAACUUUCCUCCUGGACGACCCACUGCAGAUUCUAUUGAGUCACUGUGUCGCGACCAGGCCCUUCGUCCCCGCUACAGUGUAAAGUGCCUGCCAGGUACAGGCUACGAGUUGCUGUCUCGUCAGGCAAAGACCAUCAAUCGAAUGGAGAAGGGAUUCAAACAUUGCUGCAAAAAGAAGCAGGACUUCCUCAACUGUGCUGAACAGAAGUGGAGUGAGGAGCUUAACAAGUUUUGCUCGGUUAAGAAAGGUGGAAAGGUGGAUUUCCAUUGUUGUUCAGGUGAAGACGCAAAUGAUCGACUGAACUGCUUCCAAAACAUUUCUCCUGACCCUCAUUAUAAUAUGACUUCUGAGGAGCUCUCACUCAACAGAAUCUGCGACACUGAGAAGAUCAUCAAGAAGAAGUUCCCUGUUGGUUUUCCUCUCAAAAGCUUUGUUGAGCAAUGCUGCCCCCUGUCUGAACAAGAGAAGACCAUUUGUUCUUUGCAAAAGCUUGAGGAAGUGUCAGCAUCCUUGUGUUUAUUGGGCAAGGCCUCUUCUCCAGCUGCCCGCCGCUGCUGCCGCAAAUCUUCACAAGAGACUCCCGACUGUAUAUCCAAAAUUCUCAUGGACGCCAUCACCAAAGCAACCAAGGUCUUACGUCAGAAGAAGAAGAAAAGGUGCCCAAUCUCCUAAAUUCUUUUGAUCCUUUGCUGCUGCGCAUACUGGCACCUGGCCAUUAGGGGAAAGGUAAAGCUCGAAGCAGAGGUAUCAUUCAGUCCCUAAACAGGAAAACUGUUGCAGAACAAAUUAUACUUAGUCACUUCUGUGAGAUCGAAAGAAUACACACAAUGUGGACCAAAUUAUAGCUUCAUCUGCUUUUGUCUGUGAUCACAUCUCAUUGUUUGUGUAUAAACAGAUUUAUUAAUAAAUGCAUAGCUCAUAAAAUGGAUGUUGUUACACAUGUGUUCCCUUUACCACUGUUUAUAUUUGUUUCUUUUUACAACAUUGCAUUUUCUUGAUUCUUUGGAGCUGCAAGAUCAGUUCUCUCCUUUUUGUUGUCGUGGUUAGUAUCCUAUCUACAACAGUCCUAAUAAAACAUUUUUAAAA